Messenger RNA from Chlamydomonas reinhardtii, 2052 nucleotides. RefSeq lists its product as uncharacterized. NCBI's taxonomy places the organism in Eukaryota, Viridiplantae, Chlorophyta, Chlorophyceae, Chlamydomonadales, Chlamydomonadaceae. The record is from RefSeq and is a predicted model, not a curated record. The transcript is spliced from 4 exons. The coding region runs from base 581 to 745 and encodes 54 amino acids.
AAAUUGGGUGCUGAACUCGGGACAGAAUGAACUCAAACCCCGCGCGAUCGCCUUGGCUCUGCAAUGAUGUACAUCUGCGCGCGCCAGCAGCGUACGUGCGCAGCCCAUUUCCGAGCAGACCAGUUACCAAAGGACUGAAUCAAGGGCCCGGGGGUCAGCCACCUCGCUGCAACAUUGCUUCCCGCGUGCAUGGAACCCUGCGGGCUGCUGCUGAGGCCCUGGCACCACUCGCGCACUGUUCACACAGCAGUGCGUCUACACAUUGCGCGUCCACACUUAAGCCCGACCAAGGCAUUCGCUGCUAGCUCUGCUGCGCCGCGCUGCUGGGCUCGGCGCCUGGCGCCGCACUGCCUCCGCGAGCCUGCCUGCCGCGCCUGACGUGCCGCACUUCAGCCCGACCUCCCGGCCGCAACAUCGUGACUUAAUGCUGCUGCUGCUGCUGCUGCUGCUGCGCGCGGGGCUUGCGGCGGUGCGCCUGCACAGCAUCGCUACGGUACCUACAAGCGGCCGCAGCAGGUGAGGCUCCCGGCUCGCACGUAUACAUGUGCAGCUGCAGCAGCAGGCCGGGCUGGCAGAGGUGAUGGAGCUGCACGCCGCCGCAUUGGCCGCCGCAGCGCUGGCACCUGCUCGCUCCUCCAUCACGCCACCGUUCAGCUGCAGGUACAGCAUGAUGGCCGCCGCCACCUACGCAGCGAGCAGCGGGUGCAGGUGCAACCCGCCGUGCCCAGAAGUUGCCGCCGUGUAGCUGGCGGCGGCCAUCAUGAUGUACCUGCGCGAGGAUGAGAUGCUGGUAGGUGCCGGCGGCCAGCAAGGGCAGCGGCGUGCACAAGAUCCAGGCGAGCGGCGCCAAUCAAGUCACUCGCACGCGUCGUCGAGUCGGUGGCGAUGGAGACGUGGCAGAUGAGCGGCUGCGCGCUGUACCGCUCGACGUACGGCGGGGUUGCGCACACCGCAGCAGGACUUGGAGCGAGGGAUGGGACCGUGGAUAGAUUGGAACAGCCCCAGGGUGUCAGCAGCAGGUGGGGGAACCGCGAUGAUUAUGGCCAGCAGCGCGCAUCCGCAGCGUGUGUGGAUGUAUGGAGCACUCCUAUGUGCAGUGAGCGAGGUUGAGGUGGGUUGGGGUAUAGCGCGUUCGUUCGUUGGGGUGCUGACCCUCUGGCUCAGCAUUGCUACCGAGCGCCAGCUGUGAGGAGUCGGUGGCUGGGGUAAGUGUGGGCGGCAGGGACAGUAUCAUCAUCUUCCGUUGGCUAGAAGUGCUGUGUUGUGUGCCUGUGGUGGGUGCGUGGCCGUCGUCGCAUCAAGCAACGGCAGGCCAUCUCAGCCAUUUGCUGCUGCCUGUUGCUGCCGCCCCCACUCCCGCUUGGUCUGCCUUUCUGCCCUGCCCACAGCCCCGCCCGCCGCCCGCCGCCCGCCGCCGCCGUGCACCAGGCCGAGCACGACGACCCGGACGCGGCUUUCGAGCCGCUGCAGCGGCCACCUAGCUACCUGUCCGCCGCCCUAUCGACAGCCCAACAUGGAUGUCGAGGACUGGGGACGGGGCGUGUGCCGCAUGUGGACCGCCAUGGGCCACGUGUGCUCCUGUCCGGGCAUGGGUGCACAAUGCGACAGCAGCACGGGCGAAAGCGGCGGGUAGCAGCGUGCGCACUGGUGUGCGAAGGUGUGCGUGUGCGUGGAGGCAUGGGUGGCACAAUUUCAAGCCACCGGCCCAGCCGCCUGGGCACAGGUAUCCAACCAAGGCAUAGGCGUGUUCAGGAAUCAGAGACAGCAUCACAGUAUUAGGGCCAGUUCGGUGUGGAACGUUUGACCGGUGGUGAAAGAAGGCCCGGGGACGUCGGUGGAGAUGAGGGCUCGUGCCGGUGUAUUAUGUUUGUUUGUUUUCUAUUUUUUGAUCCAAUGGAAUGUCAAGGUGCAGGCUUCCAGGAGUUCUCCAGCUCGAGCGGCUGUCGCCACCACCGCAUUCGUUGCCACGAUUCGUUGCUGGACUGGUGGGAUUGCACUUAUUAUUCAAAUUUGAGCUGUAUUAUAACAAGGAUCCUGUAACAGGAGAGACGU